CUGCAGGAAGGGGCAAUGGCAACCCAGGUGCUGGGCACAGUUAAAUGGUUCAAUGUCCGCAACGGCUAUGGAUUUAUUAACAGGAACGAUACCAAGGAGGAUGUCUUUGUGCACCAGACAGCAAUCAAGAGGAACAACCCUCGGAAGUUCCUGCGCAGCGUUGGUGAUGGAGAGACGGUGGAGUUUGAUGUUGUGGAAGGAGAGAAGGGUGCCGAGGCAGCCAACGUGACCGGCCCAGGUGGUGUGCCAGUGAAAGGCAGCCGCUAUGCCCCGAACCGCCGGCGCUUCCGCAGAUUCAUUCCCAGGCCCCGGCAGGCCCAGCAGCCGCUUCCACCACAGGAUGCCACCAGAAUGGAAGGGGCUGUUGAAAUGGUCAGUGAGGGGGAGAGAGUCGACAAUGCCAUGCAGCAGCAGCAGCCCCGUCGGAGGCGUCCUCCACCAUUCUUCUUUCGCCGGAGAUUUGUGCGUGGGCCGCGUCCUCCAACCCAGCAGCAAGCUCAGCCAGCACAGGGCACAGAAGGUGCAGAACCUAAAGAUGCCACCCAGCCAGAGGGAGACCAGCAACCGCCAGCCCAGCCUGGAGAGAGAGCACCAGCCCCUCGCUUUCGGCCUAGAUACCGCAGACCCUUCCGUCCCCGUCCACCACAACAACCCACCACUGAAGGAGGGGACGGCGAGACCAAAGUGGCGCAAGCCCCUGCAGAUGGCAUCCGCCCUGAACCUCAGCGCCAGCGUAACAGACCUUACUUCCAGCGCAGACGGCAGCAAAUCGGCACCCGGCCUGCAGCAGUGGAGCCUGCUGUUCCCACCUCCAAAGAACAGCCUCCUCUGAGCUCUGCUGCUGGGGGGGACACUCCUGCUACCAGUACCCCGGCCACCACUCAAGAACCAGCGGUGGAAGCCAGCAAAUCUGCUGCCCCAGCUCUGGAGGGUUCCUCCGAGCCACUGCCUGAGAUCCAGCGACAGCUUGUGGAUACUUCAAUGCCUGAGCCUGGAGGAGACCCUGCUCCAGCCCUGCUGGCAUAAUAAUCCUGCACACUGAGGGGAUGCAAAGAGCUGCCAGCUGGUAUCAAUCUUGCCUGUAUCCCCAAGUUACCUCAUACUGCAGAGACCCCAAACUCUACUUGGUCCUCCCUCCUCGCUGCUGAUCGAAGCCAAGAAUGUGAACCUCAAAGGGGGGACUCUACACAAUCUUUAAGUUUAAAAAAGCUUUUUGAGGGGAUAGUCUCCCCUUUCCACAGCUUCCCCAGUUCAGAGAAACUGGCUGUUCGAAACUUGAGUUAAUUCCCUUCCUCCCCUGGAUUUUUGAAGAGCACUUUUUGCAAACGUUAUGUGCAGUUUGGGUGUCAGUAAAGGAAUUUGCACAGA
Messenger RNA from Pelodiscus sinensis (Chinese soft-shelled turtle), 1368 nucleotides. Lineage: Eukaryota; Metazoa; Chordata; Testudines; Trionychidae. The record is from RefSeq and is a predicted model, not a curated record.